AUGUCUGCGAACCAGAACCAGAACCAGGACCAGACCGCCGUCAUCCACUGGCGGACGGAGCUGAACAACAUACUGCAGAAGAACAAGCCCCUGGGACAGCUGACGUGGGCAGAGAGCGCCGCCCACGGCCACCAGGGCCCCUGGAUCGCGGUCGCUAUGAUCAAUGGCGUUGAGUACGGACGUGGUGAGGGCGACAGCAAGGACGCCGCGAAGGACGCCGCGGCGCACGAAGAGUUCCUCAUAUUGGCGCAUCUCGCGUUUGACGAUCGUGUGAUGCUUGCAUCGUCCACCCAGUUGGUCACGAAGAACUAA
Molecule: messenger RNA, 312 nt
Organism: Rhodofomes roseus
Lineage: Eukaryota; Fungi; Basidiomycota; Agaricomycetes; Polyporales; Fomitopsidaceae
Exons: 5
Coding region: 1-312 (103 amino acids)
Source: RefSeq, a predicted model, not a curated record